AGGUAACGCUAGAGUGAGACAAACGUUUUGAAGAUUUUUCAGUCUAAAAACUACGAUUUUCUCUCGAUAUGAAGAAAUUCAAUCACUCGAUUGUCAGCCCAAAUAUGCCAAAACCAAGAUGAGAAAGUGAACAAAUGAAAAAUGGCAGAGAGACAAGACUCCAAUAAGAAAGCUUAUUACUCCAGUUUAGCUGCAUCGCCAGAGGCUGCAGAGACUGAUUCUGCUAGUCGGUCUACUCCAAAUACAGUAGAAUCAUCUUCCGAUGAUCUGAAGCCAAAAGGUGUAAAGCAGCAUCUUUGGGAGAAAUUCCAGUCUCUGCAACAACGAAAAGAAACCCAGAAAUUGAUUGCAGCAAAUGACAAGAACAGAGCCAGGGAAAAGCCUGCAGGAAAGAGUAGAAAAAGAAAGAAUGAAGAAAGAGUUGAUGAUGCUGGUCCAUCGACCAAGGUGCAAAUUGGAUGGGAGGACGUGAAACCAUUCCUUGGCAUCAAUAACCACCUCAAGGAAGUGGAGAAGGGCAGGCAUGCUCCAAAGACCAAGCUGGAAGAAAAGAUUGAUGAAGCUAUCAACCUUGGAGAUUUGGAAACCGCCGAGAAACUUAGUGACCAUCUAUCCAAUAGAGAGUUUGGGACAAAAAUUGCUGAAGCUUUUGAUGCCAAAAGAUAUGCUGAAAAGAAACAGAGAGAAGAUACUGUUGCCAAGGAGAGAGCACAAAAGAAACUCAAAUGGGGGUUUGAUCACAAGGAGAGGUGGGAAACAAAGGGGAACAUGUGAGAAAUUGUAGUACCUGUUCUCAGCAUUGAACCAGGAAAGAGACUUGAAUCGAUCCUGAUAACAUACUGACAGUUAAAUGUAUGUUCAAAGAAGGGUAUCACUAUCAGCAUUGAACAGUGCUAAAGACUGUUUCGGUUGUGUUUGUUAUGGCGUUUUAUACUCACUAUGAGCUGUUUUAAGAUACUUUCUCUCUGAUUGAGAAGCUUGGACUGUCAGUCGAUUCAUACUGGAGAAAGACCAUUCAGAUGUGGCUAGUGUGAGCUUGGGGUCCAUUGACACAGAUUAAGAAGCUUGGACUGUCAGUCGAUUCAUACUGGAGAAAGACCAUUCAGAUGUGGCUAGUGUGAGCUUGGGGUCCAUUGACACAGAUUAAGAAGCUUGGACUGUCAGUCGAUUCAUACUGGAGAAAGACCAUUCAGAUGUGGCUAGUGUGAGCUUGGGGUCCAUUGACACAGGUUAAGAAGCUUGGACUGUCAGUCGAUUCAUACUGGAGAAAGACCAUUCAGAUGUGGCUAGUGUGAGCUUGGGGUCCAUUGACACAGAUUAAGAAGCUUGGACAGUCAGUCUAUUCAUACUGGAGAAAGACCAUUCAGAUGUGGCUAGUGUGAGCUUGGGGUCCAUUGACACAGGUUAAGAAGCUUGGACUGUCAGUCCAUUCACACUGGAGAAAGACCAUUCAGAUGUGACUAGUGUGAGCUUGGGGUCCAUUGACACAGGUUAAGAAGCUUGGACUGUCAGUCUAUUCAUACUGGAGAGAGACCAUUCAGAUGUAGUUGAUGUAAGCUUGGGGUUCAUUCAAACAGAUUGAGAAGCUAAGACAGCAUCGGUCUAUUCAUACUGGAGAAAGGCAAUUCAGAUAUUAAGCCAUUCUGAUUAUGAAGUACAUGUAUAUGAUAAAUACAGACUUUUAAUAAUAAAGGCAACU
Molecule: messenger RNA, 1699 nt
Organism: Lineus longissimus
Lineage: Eukaryota; Metazoa; Nemertea; Pilidiophora; Heteronemertea; Lineidae
Product: protein FAM204A-like
Exons: 8
Coding region: 142-774 (210 amino acids)
Source: RefSeq, a predicted model, not a curated record